GACACAUAUGAUACUCCUAAAUAGAUACUCUUGAAUGAGAAACCUUCUGGAUUAACACGUAGCUUCUCGCUCUUUCCAUUCCUUUUUUUGUUCCGUUUUCCUUCUCUCUCUCUCUCUCUCUCUCUCUCUCUCUCAUUAACUUGUUCCCCUCCUAUUUAUGCUCCACAGAACCUUCUAGAAUUGCCCAAAAAAAAAACCCACACCCUUCGAUCAACGCUUCUCUCUCUCUCUACAACCCCUGCCAGAUCUGGUUCGACAUCAUCGCCUGCAAACUCAUCUGUAAGGGUGGAAGGCGAUGGCCCCACCUCCGGUAGAGCAGAACGGCGGCGAAUCGGCGGCCGGAGAUGCGUCGAGGACGCUUCCGACGCCGUUUCUGAACAAAACGUACCAGCUCGUCGACGACGUCGCCAUCGACGACAUCAUCUCGUGGAACGACGACGGAUCUACCUUCAUUGUGUGGAAUCCCACCGAGUUCGCCAGAGAUUUGCUACCCAAGUAUUUCAAGCACAACAAUUUCUCGAGCUUCGUGCGUCAAUUGAACACAUACGGAUUUCGGAAGGUCGUCCCUGAUCGAUGGGAAUUCUCUAAUGAAUUCUUCCGAAAGGGUGAAAAACGGCUUCUAUGCGAUAUCCAGCGGAGAAAGGUAGCUACGCCUGCCACUGCCGUGGCAGUGGCUGCUGUGACGGUGGCCGCCGCUCCACCGUUGCCGCAAGGGACGGGUUCUCCGUCGAUUUCCGGCGAUGAACAAGUAAUCUCGUCGAACUCGUCGCCCGUUGCUACGCCCGUGCUUUGUCGACAGACGAGUUCUGGAAGCACGUCCGAGCUUAUCGACGAGAAAGAGAGACUGAGGAAGGAAAAUUCCCAACUCAACAGAGAGUUGAGUCAGAUGAAGAGUUUGUGUAACAACAUCUACGCUUUGAUGUCGAACUACGCGAACAAACCGGCGGAGACCAGUUCGCCGGCCGUGAAGCCGCUCGAUCUCUUGCCGUUAAAGAGGUACUGCGGCGGAGAAACCUCCGCCGACGGCGGUAGCAGCAGCCAGUCAAAAACGGAGGCCGAAACGGAGACGAGUCCGAGGCUGUUCGGCGUCGCGAUUGGUGCGAAACGGAUGAGGGAAGGCGAGGCGGCGGCGGCGGCAGCGGAGGACCGAGAUUUGCAGUUGCAGCUGGGCGGGGCGGAGGUGAAAUCGGAGCCGUUCGAUCACGGGAACGGUGACGAUGAUGAUCAGGAGACGGCGUGGAUUAGGCAGUGCAAUCGGACGAAUCACGGAGGGCGUGCAAUUGAUUAGUUGUGGAUUGUUUUCUAGGUGGGAGGAUGUUAGAAACUCGUAGAAAGGUGUACACACACGUGGACGAGGCACGUGCCGAAGGGGACGCUUUGCUUCGGGAACCUUCUGUGGGGACCCAUUUCAGGAAGUUUCUUCGACUUUGUAGCUUUCCUUGGGUGAAAAUGAUGACUUUCUUUUUUAUUUUACUCCUUUUUCUAGUGUUGUUUAAAUUGUUAGUAGUAGCAUAACACAUGCACCAGCCAAGUAUGACUAUUUAUGGAGUAUUAUAUAUGGAGUGUUGCUUAUAUUGCUAUAUGAUUGUAUCAUAA
Rhododendron vialii is the source of this 1596-nucleotide messenger RNA. RefSeq names its product heat stress transcription factor B-2b-like. Gene Ontology annotation, biological process: regulation of transcription by RNA polymerase II. Gene Ontology annotation, cellular component: nucleus. Lineage: Eukaryota; Viridiplantae; Streptophyta; Magnoliopsida; Ericales; Ericaceae. Gene Ontology annotation, molecular function: DNA-binding transcription factor activity; RNA polymerase II cis-regulatory region sequence-specific DNA binding. The record is from RefSeq and is a predicted model, not a curated record. Bases 296 to 1288 code for a protein of 330 amino acids. The transcript has 3 exons.